AUGUCCAAGAAAUGGAGGAGGUGAUUAAGACCUGCCAGGAAGGUCCAGAUGAAUGUCUGUGUGAAGUAGCAGUCACAAUUAGUAACCCAGUGGAAGAAAGAGUGAGAUUGAUAACAACUUUUAACUUGGGCUCAAUUCAUAAGCUUGAGCUGAUGAGGAAUAAUGGGAACUCUUUAGGGAUGAGCACUGAGUGUCAGGACAUACUUCUCUAUAGUGAGCCUGAUGAGAUGCAUGCUGCAUAUACACCUGGUGUGUCUCCUGUAGUUGAACAAUCCUUCAGAUAUUCUGAGUAUUUUAGUCAAAAUUAUGCGAGUCCAAAUGAGCUGCAGUAUUUUGAAUUUGGUGGAGAAGGGAAGGUAUUAAACUCAGAGACUAUAUUCUUUAGACAUAAUUGGGUCUGUAUGGGAGAGACCUCCUAUAACCAUAGUGAAUAUAGAGAAGACUAUGAUAAGUCUGCUCUCCUUGCCGAAGAGAUACUUCAAGGAGGGAGGAAAACACCUGAAUGUACUUUAUGUGGAAAAACAUUCUACGUAAGACCUGUAGUCACUACACAUGAGAAAAUGUACAAAGGAGAGAAUCCUUGUACAUGUAAUGAAUGUGAGAACUCUUUCAAUAAGGAAAUGCACAUUAGAAAACCUGAGAGCAAAUAUCCACAGAAGUCCGAUGAGUAUAAGCAGUGUACAAAAUCUCUCUCUCAGAAGUCAGACUUGACUUUCCAACCUCAAUCACCUAUAGAUGAGAAACCCUUUGAAUAUGAGGGAUGCAGGAAAUUUUCCACCCAGAAGUCAGGUCUCAGCAGGCAUCAGAGAACUCCCAAAGAUGAGAAACGUCAUGAAUGCAACAAAUGUGGAAAGUCUUUCAUACAGAAGUCAUACCUCACUUUGCUUCAGAGAACACACACAGGAGGGAAACCUUAUGAAUGUAACACAUGUGGAAAAUCUUUUGCCCGGAAGACACAUCUUACUAGACACACGAGAAUUCACACAGGUGAGAAACCUUUUGAAUGUAACAAAUUUGGAAAGACUUUCAGACAGAAGUCAGACCUCACUUUGCAUGAGAGAAAUCACACUGGAGAGAAACCUUAUGAAUGCAACAAAUGUGGUAAGGCUUUCAGAGGGAAGUCAUACCUCACUUUGCACCAAAGAACACAUACAGGAGAGAAACCUUAUGAAUGCAACAAAUGUGGAAAGACCUUCAAGUGGAGUUCACACCUUGGCAUGCAUAACAGAAUUCACACUGGUGAGAAACCUUAUGAAUGUAACAAAUGUGGAAAAACCUUUGCCCAGAGUUCACACCUCAGCAAGCAUAAGAUAAUUCACACAGGUGAGGAACCUUAUGAAUGUAACAAAUAUAGAUCUUUCAGACAGAAGUCUUCUUUCACUUUGCAUCAGAGAACACACACAGGAGAGAAACUUUAUGAAUGUAACAAAUGUGGAAAGUCUUUCAGGCACAAAUCAACCCUCACUUCACAUCAGAGAACACACACAGGAGAGAAACCUUAUGAAUGCAACAAAUGUGGAAAGACUUUCAAGUGGAGUUCACACCUCAAUAGGCAUAAGAAAAUUCACACAGGUGAGAAACCUUAUGAAUGUAACAAAUGUGGAAAGUCUUUCAUCCAGAGUUCACAUCUCAACAAGCAUAAGAGAAUUCACACUCGUGAAAAAUUUUAUGAAUAAAAUAAAUGG
Dipodomys ordii (Ord's kangaroo rat) is the source of this 1685-nucleotide messenger RNA. Its product is annotated as zinc finger protein 260-like. The annotation marks the transcript as partial. NCBI's taxonomy places the organism in Eukaryota, Metazoa, Chordata, Mammalia, Rodentia, Heteromyidae. The transcript is spliced from 2 exons. The record is from RefSeq and is a predicted model, not a curated record.